Messenger RNA from Pseudoliparis swirei, 2117 nucleotides. It is a transcript of the gene hpda, whose product is annotated as 4-hydroxyphenylpyruvate dioxygenase a. Gene Ontology annotation, biological process: L-tyrosine catabolic process. The record is from RefSeq and is a predicted model, not a curated record. The transcript has 14 exons. NCBI's taxonomy places the organism in Eukaryota, Metazoa, Chordata, Actinopteri, Perciformes, Liparidae. Gene Ontology annotation, cellular component: Golgi membrane; endoplasmic reticulum membrane. The coding region runs from base 62 to 1249 and encodes 395 amino acids. Gene Ontology annotation, molecular function: lactoylglutathione lyase activity; metal ion binding; 4-hydroxyphenylpyruvate dioxygenase activity.
GGGCCAGACACUGAUUUUGAUCUUUCUUGUCUCUGAACUGUGGCCCGUCUACAACCACAGCAUGACAAGCUACACAGAUAAAGGAGAGAAGCACACAAGGGGAAGGUUUGUCAAGUUUCAUCAUGUCACCUUCUGGGUCGGCAACGCCAAACAGGCAGCCUCGUUCUACAGUGAUAAGAUGGGCUUCGAGGCUUUUGCCUAUAAGGGUUUGGAGACUGGCAGUCGAGAGGUGGUGUCUCAUGUCAUCAGACAGGACAAGAUUCUAUUUGUGUUCGAAUCUCCACUAAAUCCUGGAAAUAAAGAGAUGGGAGAACACGUGAUUAAGCAUGGAGACGGAGUCAAAGACAUCGCCUUUCAGGUGGAGGACUGCGACUUCUUAAUCAAGACAGCCAAAGAGCGAGGAGCUGUAAUUGUCAAGGAGCCCUGGGAGGAGCAGGACAGCCAUGGGAGGGUCAAGUAUGCUGUGGUUCAGACGUAUGGAGAUACAACACACACACUCAUUGAGUACCUCACUCCCUACAAAGGCCUUUUCCUGCCGGGCUACAAGGAGCCUCUGUUCAGGGAUCCUCUGUUAGCCACACUUCCACCUGGAGGUUUAAACUUCAUUGAUCACUUGGUGGGAAACCAGCCAGAUGAUCACAUGGUGCCAAUUUCAGACUGGUACCAGAAUUGCUUGCUGUUCCAUCGGUUCUGGUCAAUAGACGAUAAGCAAAUCCACACACAGUACAGUUCACUGAGGUCUAUAGUGGUGACCAACUAUGAAGAGACCAUCAAGAUGCCCAUAAACGAACCUGCAAGGGGGAAAAAAACAUCACAAAUCCAGGAGUAUGUGGACUACAACGGGGGACCAGGUGUUCAGCACAUCGCCCUCAACACAUCAAACAUCAUCCAAGCAGUAUUGAACCUGCGCGCCCGGGGGGUGGAGUUCCUCGCAGCGCCCGACAUUUACUACAGCACACUGCGGGAGAAUCUUAAAACUGCCAAGAUCAAGGUGAAGGAGGACCUCGACCGUUUACAGGAAUUGAAAAUCCUCGUUGAUUUUGAUGACAAGGGCUACCUUCUACAAAUCUUCACCAAACCCGUGCAGGACAGACCAACCCUUUUCCUGGAGGUCAUUCAGCGGAACAACCACUCUGGCUUCGGGGCAGGAAACUUCAAGUCUCUCUUUGAGGCCAUUGAGAAGGACCAGGAGGCCCGGGGAAACCUCACAGUGCUGACCCCCACAGGGCAGGCCAAAGCCUUCGACUGAUCCCCGGCUGCUGCCGCCGCCGCGCCACACUCGGGCUGUUGUCUACGGCUGUGCACUUCCAUCAACCACACCGGGUCUCAAACAUGCGCUGGGUAUCUGCACGGGACAAGCUACAGGUGCUAUUCCAUGUGCUUAUAAGUUGUCUUCAGAUUGUAUUCCUUAUGACCGAAUAAAAUAGAUAAAGUGAAAAAAAUUAAUGAUUUUCUUUCAUCUCACAGAAAGUGAAUCAAGUUAUUUACCAAAAUGUCUAAACGGCUACUUUGUCGUGUUUUAAAUCAAUUAAUCUUUAUUACUGAAAUACAUAAGACUGCAAUUAAAAUCGUUAUCAGCUCGGCUCAUGUCAGUCACAGUUCACUUCUAUUUCAUUUUUUUGAUCAAAUGAUUAGACAAGUUUCAGCUCCUCCACAGCGACACGCUUGUUGCUGGACGGUACAAAACCUCCAACGGCAUUGUGGGUCGCUGUCGAGUGUUAAUCUUUUGGUUUUUGGGUAACAUUCUGCAUAUCAUAUAUCGUGCCUACCACCACACGGGUUUGGUUCUAAUCAUACCAAACUUGUAAGAAGCUAUUUCAUAAUUCCUUCAAGAUGUCAUGGAAGCUGCAACUCACACACAAACUUUUCAAACUGAUGUCAAAUAUACUCGGUUUGUUCUGUAUUCAGUGUUAUCGUCAAUGCCACCUAAACACACACACACACACACACACACACUACACAACUCACCGACGAUAAAAUGUGGAGCAUGCAAACUGAAAGAUCCACAUAGCCAUAAAAAAACAACUGAUGGCCCUCUUUUAUUUCCAUAUAUGCGUGUAAGUAUAAGUUAGCCAUGUCUUGAUAGAAUAAUAAUAAAAAGACAUUUUGCAGGUGGA